Cryptosporidium muris RN66 is the source of this 933-nucleotide messenger RNA. RefSeq names its product 60S ribosomal protein L5, putative. The record is from RefSeq and is a predicted model, not a curated record. The transcript has a single exon. Gene Ontology annotation, biological process: translation; ribosomal large subunit assembly. NCBI's taxonomy places the organism in Eukaryota, Apicomplexa, Conoidasida, Eucoccidiorida, Cryptosporidiidae. Gene Ontology annotation, cellular component: ribosome; cytosolic large ribosomal subunit. Bases 1 to 933 code for a protein of 310 amino acids. Gene Ontology annotation, molecular function: 5S rRNA binding; structural constituent of ribosome.
AUGGCAUUUGUAAAGGUUGUGAAGAAUAAGGCAUAUUUUAGCAGAUAUCAAGUUAAACCUCGCCGUCGUCGUGAAGGCAAAACUGAUUAUCAGGCUCGUCGUGCCAUGAUUACUCAAGAUAAGACGAAAUAUAAUUCCCCCAAAUAUCGUCUUGUGGUAAGAAGUACAAAUAGAAGAGUGAUAUGUCAGAUAAUAUCAUCUACUAUUGAGGGGGAUCGUGUUCUUUGUCAAGCAGACUCUACUGAGCUAGUACAUUAUGGUGUCCCAGUAGGCUUUUCGAACUUUUCAGCUGCAUAUUGCACGGGUUUGUUAUGUGCCAGACGUGUACUCAAGAAAUUGAGUAUGGAUACUAUAUUCAGUGGUGUAGGUGAAAUAACAGGUGAUGACUAUCAUGUCGAGGAGGAUGCGGAAGAAAGGAGACCAUUUAAAUGUAUCUUAGAUGUAGGUUUAGCAAGAACAACAUGUGGCAAUCGUGUAUUUGCAGCUAUGAAAGGUGCUGCGGAUGGUGGGAUAUAUAUUCCCCACUCACCAUCUCGCUUUCCGGGGUAUGUUAAAGGGGAAGGUGAUACUGAAGAUUCAUUUGAUGCAGAAGUUCUGAAGAAUCGUCUAUUAGGUAAACAUGUUGCUGACUAUAUGAGGACUUUAGAAGAAGAAGAUCCAGAUAAGUAUCGAAGUCAGUUUUCUCAGUACAUUAAGGCCGGUAUCACUGCUGAUAAUUUAGCUGAUAUGUAUAUUAAGGCUGUUAAGGCAAUCCAUGUUGAUCCAACUCACAAGAAGAAGGAGAAGAGAAAAGUCCCGAAGACAAUUAUUGGGAAUGUAGUUAAGACACCUCACUCUCAAUAUGUACGUCAUGUUAAAUUAACUAAGGAGCAGAGAAGAGAACGUGUGCAGAAGAAAAUAGAAUUAGUAGCCCAAAUGGCUACCGAAGAGUAA